AUGGCGCCUCGCGUGCCCUCCUCCCUCCUCCUCGUCGGCGCCGCGCUGCUCCUGGGCCUGGCGGCCGGCGCGGCGCGGGCGUCCAACGAGGAGGGGGACGCGCUGUACGCGCUGCGGAUGCGGCUGUCGGACCCCAACGGCGUGCUCCAGAGCUGGGAUCCCACCCUCGUCAACCCCUGCACCUGGUUCCACGUCACCUGCGACACCGCCAGCCGCGUCGUGCGCCUGGAUUUAGGCAACUCCAACGUCUCCGGCUCCAUCGGCCCCGAGCUCAGCCGCCUUGUGAAUCUUCAGUACCUGGAGCUGUACAGGAACAACCUCAACGGCGAGAUCCCAAAAGAGUUGGGCAAGCUGAAGAAUUUGAUCAGCUUGGAUCUGUAUGCCAAUAAGCUCACCGGAAGAAUCCCCAAGUCGCUUUCCAAGCUCAGCUCGCUGAGAUUCAUUCUUAAUUCAUAUGGGAACAAUUUUCCCCAAGCGAAUACUAAAUUGAUAUCUUACAGGCGUUUGAACAACAACAAACUUGCUGGAUCAAUUCCACGGGAGCUGGCCAAACUCUCCAACCUUAAAGUCAUUGAUUUGUCUAACAAUGACUUAUGUGGGACGAUCCCUGUCGAUGGUCCAUUCUCAAGCUUCCCUCUUAGAAGCUUCGAGAACAACAGCAGACUGAACGGCCCGGAGCUGCAAGGAUUGGUUUCCUAUGACUUUGGAUGCUAG
This is a messenger RNA of Triticum turgidum subsp. durum (durum wheat), 714 nucleotides long. NCBI's taxonomy places the organism in Eukaryota, Viridiplantae, Streptophyta, Magnoliopsida, Poales, Poaceae. The record is from the annotation of a GenBank genome assembly.